AAAAGAAUGGCACAAAGCCAAUUAUGAUGAAGCAUCGAGAGGAAGUUCAUGUCAUCUACCUACACUUUACAAUAAUUUUCACUUUGAAAAUUCUUUUUUCUUGGAGUUAUCACGAGAUUUCGGGGAAAUACAUAAAAAAAAAGCUUGUGGAAUGUGUAGGCUUUAUUGCGCGUGUAGGUAUAAUGGUGUUAUAGGGAAAACAAGUACACUGUAUGGCCAUUGAUAACUUUGUAGGAUGUUCAAUGUUAUAUAUAGACAUACCAGAGAAAGCGGGGAAAAGAAAAGCUGUGAGAAAAUUUUUCGUGAAGUGACGCGCAAAUGAAUCAGCCACACAAAAACAGACGGUUUUGAGGAAAAUCGAAGCACUCUGUGCCUCAGUCGCCUAGCGAUCGCCUACUAGAUCACUCACAUCGUAUAAAUAUUUCCCUGAGAUAUUUAUUUUUGCGAAAAACCCAUAAUUACGAGUUUGAGUUCUUCAGUACAAUAUUCACAUGAAAAUUUAAGUGCUUUUGUGUUGAAAAAGAGCAGUGAAAGUGAUGAUAUUUCGGGUGAAUAUUGGUGCAUCGUAAAUUUUAUUGCAAUUGAGAGACUUUCGUUUUCGUUGACUUUUGACAAAUUGUUUAUUAGAAUAUUUUGCAAAUUAUUUCUUAUCAAACUGAACUCCAUUCAAAGCGGCAAAAUUUGAGAUAAGAUGACGGAAAGUGAGAAUAAACUUGCUACAUUCUUCUGUGAUACCCUUAUGCAAGAAAGUUGUCAACGAGAGGAUCCUGUGGAGCAUAUCUUUGGCAAAAAAUUAUGCGUAUUAAGUUCAGGAAUUGAGGAAAGACAAAAUCCCAGUAAUUCACUCAAUGGUCUCUCUCAAAUACUACCAUCCUUGUAUUUAUGUGGAGCUGGAGCAGCACGUCCGGACGUAAUAUCAGAUCUCGGUGUCACUCUAAUAGUCAAUGUGGCUCCUGAAUUACCGGACACACCAUUGCCUGAACCUCCACCUGCGUAUAUGCGUGUUUCAGUUCUGGAUAAGGGAGAGAAUGACAUAAGGACUCACUUUGAUGAAGUAACAUCGAGAAUUGAGACUGAGAGACUGAAAAAAGGUGUAACCCUCGUUCAUUGUGUGGCCGGGGUCAGUCGGUCAACAUCCUUCUGUCUCGCGUACUUGAUACGCUAUUUCGGUAUGACCCUCAGAGAUUCCUUCCUAUACUUGAAGGCAACAAGACCCCAAAUACGUCCCAAUGUGGGAUUCUUCAGGCAACUGAUAGCGUACGAAGAGGAAGUUCUUGGCCUCUCUACAGUGUCGAUGAUCUUCAUAGAGGCCAUCGGUCAGGAAGUUCCCGAUGUCUACGCACCGCAGUACAAAGCCAUGGAACAGUUCUACAGAAAACACCGAAAGCAUGCCAGAAGGAGAGAUUGAAGAAAACUGACAACAUAAGACAUUUUAUAAAAUAUUAUUCAUAAUUUUAAUUUAAAGUGAUUAGAAAAUAAAGUACUUUUAAAUUGACA
Molecule: messenger RNA, 1497 nt
Organism: Phlebotomus papatasi
Lineage: Eukaryota; Metazoa; Arthropoda; Insecta; Diptera; Psychodidae
Product: dual specificity protein phosphatase 18
Exons: 2
Coding region: 692-1408 (238 amino acids)
Biological process (GO): protein dephosphorylation
Cellular component (GO): cytoplasm
Molecular function (GO): protein tyrosine/serine/threonine phosphatase activity
Source: RefSeq, a predicted model, not a curated record